CAGAACAUCUGUUCUGAAUUGCCUGAGAUUAAACUCAGCAUCUCUUUCGGCACAGCUAGCGAGCCCUGCCGCCCCCUUUGUGAGAUUCAUUAAUCGCCCGCCCACACACCCCGGACCAGAUUCGACGAGGCUUCGGCAGGCAAGCCACACACACACACACAAGCAGCUUCUGAAUAUAGAAGCUGCAGUCGGGCCAGCCCACGUUCGGCUUCGUGCACUCACGAGCAAAUGUCAGAGGGUGGCAGUGGGGCGAGCAAUGGCAGCAGCGGGGGUGCGGCUGCUCCUGCGUCUGCACCUGGCUCGAGCCGGCCCAGGGUGCAGCAGCUGAGACCGACGAACAAGGAUGCAUCCAAUGUGCCACGCGUCGUCCUCGACGGCGGCCGUCAGGCGGUUGCGCGGGGCCCAGGGCAAGGAGGCAGCAACGGAGCAGCUGCAGCAGCAGGAGCACCAGCAAGUGCGGCAGGAGGACCACCGGGACAGAGACCGCAAGUGGUGCCGCGGAUCGUCACUGGCCAGGGCUCGGGCUCCUCGAUCCUCGUCAACUCCUGCCAGAGGGGCAACCCCGUCCUCCAAGGCAUCAAGAAUGUCGGCUGGGAGUAUGCCGACAUCGUCCCCGACUACCAGGUCGGCGUCUCGAGCUGCGCGCUCUUUCUCAGCCUUCGAUACCACCGCCUUCACCCCGAAUACGUCCACACGCGCAUACAGAAGCUCGCCAACAUGUUCACCCUCCGCCUGCUCCUCGUCCUCUGUGACGUGGACCAGCACCAGGCGGCGCUCAAGGAGCUGACCAAAGUCGCCCUCGUCAACAAUCUCACCCUCAUCGUCGCCUGGUCCAGCGCCGAGGCCGGCCGGUACCUCGAGACGUACAAGGCCCUCGAGCACCGGCCGCCAGACCUGAUCCGGCAGCGCGUCGCAAACGACUACCUCUCGCACCUCUCGAGCGCCCUGACGAGCGUGCGCGGCGUCAACAAGACCGACGUCGUCACGCUCGCCUCCAACUUUGGCUCCCUGAAGCGCAUCGCCCGCGCAGACGCAGAGGAGCUCGCCAUGUGCAACGGCUUUGGGCCCACGAAAGUCCGCCGGCUCACCGAUGCGUUCCACCAGCCCUUUCGGAUCGGCGAGACGAGGUCCUGGAAGGAGCGUCGGGGCACGCUCGCGCGCAGCAAGGGCUUCUUUGGCAAUCCCGACGAGGUUGCUUCCACCACCACCACCUCGAGGAACAGGGACAGGGCAGGCGUGGCAGCAGAGGUCGGCGCCAUGGGCCCCAGCGAGGACACGGCAGCAGAGGCAGGCGUACCGACUGAAAGUGCAGAGACACGCGGCGACGAAGAAGACGCACGCGACGACUUUGAUGUGCUGGAGAACAUGACGGAGGAGGAGCAACUUCAGCUGGCCCUCGAAAUGUCAAGGAGCAACGGGCUCGACGAUGACGAUCUCGACGGUGAAUGACCAUCAUCACCAUCAUCACAUAGCUGUAUUAUAGACAAAGACCAAGUGCGAGAUCCUGCUCAUUCCAGAAGCGAGGGUGGGUAUGUACAGUACAAUUUAGCAAUCUAAAAUACGAUGCGCU
Messenger RNA from Acaromyces ingoldii, 1570 nucleotides. RefSeq lists its product as hypothetical. The transcript is spliced from 2 exons. Gene Ontology annotation, molecular function: single-stranded DNA binding; damaged DNA binding. The record is from RefSeq and is a predicted model, not a curated record. Gene Ontology annotation, biological process: nucleotide-excision repair; mitotic recombination; meiotic mismatch repair. The coding region runs from base 229 to 1449 and encodes 406 amino acids. Gene Ontology annotation, cellular component: nucleus; ERCC4-ERCC1 complex; nucleotide-excision repair factor 1 complex. NCBI's taxonomy places the organism in Eukaryota, Fungi, Basidiomycota, Exobasidiomycetes, Exobasidiales, Cryptobasidiaceae.